CGCCGCCUGCUCUGAGCCUCCCCUUCUGCUCUCGCUCACCUGGACAAAGAAGGAGGCGGAAGAUCCAGGGGGUCCCGGCCGCUGAGCCCCGAGAUGGAGAGCCGGGCCGGGGAGUCCCAGCCAGAGACCGGCGCCCGGGCAGAAGGCUUCCCCCAGAGCCAGGCGGGGGAUGUGAAGCAGGAGAAGCAGGACCCAUCAGAAGAAGAAAAAGAGGCUCCAGCAGUGCCAUGGCAGAGAUUCCUCUUUGGGGAGGACAAGCAGGAGGGCGAUGGAGGUGCCCCUUCCCUGGGCAUGGGAAGAAUGACAGGUGGAUAUUCUAGGCCUUCCCUUCAGUGUGAUGGGGCACACACACCCUCUGUGCAGCUAGAUCAGGUUCUGGUGACCUUUAAGGAUGUGUCUGUGGAUUUCUCGGAGGAGGAGUGGGCGCUGCUGGAUCCGGGCCAAAGGGCUCUGCACAGGGAAGUCACAGAGGAGAAUUACGGGAACCUGGCCUCUCUCGGGCUUGUGAUUCCCAAACCUGACUGUGCCUCCUGGCCAGAAGAAGAGGAAGAUCCAUUCAGAGAGGUCUCCACGGAGGGAAACAGCUUGGCAGGUGAUGGGAGGGAGCACAAGAAAGAACAACAGCACAGAAGGAAAAUCAAAGUACAGCAGAAGCAGCAGAAGAAAUCUGUUUCAUUGGACAGAGCGGAUGUCUGUGUAAUUGGCCUUGUCGGCCAUGAGAGAAUCCACACAGCGGAGAAACGGUAUAAAUGUUCCGAACGUGGAAAGAGCUUCAGAGCCAACAGCUCCCUAGUUUUACAUAAAAGACUCCACAUUGGGGAGAAACCAUAUAAAUGUUCAGAAUGUGGAAAGGCUUUCAGGAACAAAUCAGACCUUGUUUCCCAUCAGAGAAUCCACACAGGAGAGAAACCACAUCAAUGCCCAGAAUGUGGAAAGUGUUUCAGGCAGAUCUCAGCCCUUAGUUCCCAUCAAAGAAUCCAUACUGGAGAUAAACCAUAUAAAUGCUCAGUGUGUGGAAAGUGUUUUAGGCAGAUCUCAGCCCUUACUUCCCAUCAAAGAAUCCAUACUGGAGAGAAACCAUAUAAAUGCUUAGAGUGUGGGAAGUGUUUCAGGCAGAGUUCAGCUCUUGCUUUCCAUCAAAGAAUCCAUACUGGACAGAAACCAUAUAAAUGCUCAGAAUGUAGAAUGAGCUUUACUCAGCAUUCUCACCUGUCUUCCCAUCAGAGAAUCCACACAGGGGAGAAGCCAUAUAAAUGUUCUGAAUGUGGAAAGAGCUUCACAGUCAAGUCAGAACUAGUUUCCCAUCAAAGAAUUCACACAGGGGAGAAAGCAUAUAGCUGUUCUGAUUGUGGAAAGAACUUCACACAGAAAAAAAACCUGACUUCCCAUCAAAGAAUCCACACAGACCAGAAGCCAUAUAAAUGCUCUGAGUGUGGAAAGAGCUUCAGAGCCAGGAAGUCCCUGCUUUACCAUCAAAAAAUCCACAGAGGAGAGAAACCAUAUAAAUGCUCAGAGUGUGGAAAGGGUUUCCGGCAGAACUCAAGCCUUGCUUCCCAUCAAAGUAUCCAUACCGGAGAGAAACCAUAUAAAUGCUCAGAAUGUGGGAAGUAUUUCAGGCAGAUCUCAGCCCUUGCUUUCCAUCGAAGAAUCCAUACUGGAGAGAAACCAUAUAAAUGUUUAGAGUGUGGACGGAGCUUCACUCAGAGUUCUCACCUGUCUUCCCAUCAGAGAAUCCACACAGGGGAGAAGCCAUAUAAAUGUUCUGAAUGUGGAAAGAGCUUCACAGCCAAGUCAGAACUAGUUUCCCAUCAAAGAAUCCACACAGGAGAGAAACCGUAUAGCUGUUCUGAUUGUGGAAAGAACUUCAAUCAGAAAAAAAAUCUUACUUCCCAUCAAAGAAUCCACACAGAGCAGAAGCCAUAUAAAUGUUCUGAAUGUGGAAAGAGCUUCAGAGCCAAGAACUCCCUGGUUUACCAUCAAAGAAUACACACAGGAGAGAAACCAUAUAAAUGCUCAGAGUGCGGAAAAGGUUUCAGGCAGAACUCAACCCUUGUUUCCCAUCGAAGAAUCCAUACUGGAGAGAAACCAUAUAAAUGCACAGAAUGUGGAAAGAGCUUCAAUAUGAGUGGAAAUCUUACCUCCCAUCAAAGAAUCCACAUAGGGGAGAAACCACAUAAAUGCCCAGAAUGUUGUAAGAGUUUUAGGACGAGUAAAGAACUUAAGUCCCAUCAAAGAAUUCACACAGGAGAGAAACCAUAUAAGUGCCCAGAAUGUGGAAAGAGCUUUAGGACAAGUACAGAACUUAAGUCCCAUCAAAGAAUUCACACAGGAGAGAAACCAUAUAAAUGCUCAAAAUGUGGAAAGAGCUUCACAUUCAGCUCGUCAUUAGUUUCCCAUCAAAGAAUCCACACAGGGGAGAAACCAUAUAAAUGUUCUGUGUGUGGAAAGAGCUAUAGAGGCAUCUCUUCCCUGGCUUACCAUCUAACUAUUCACACAGGGGAGCUCCCCUUUAAAUGCUCUGAAUGUGGAAAGGGCUUCAGAUCCAGCACAGGCCUUCGUUCCCAUGAAAGAAUUCACACAGGAGAGAAACCAUAUAAAUGUUCUGAGUGUGGAAAGAGCUUCAGUAGGAAAAAAAACCUGAGUUCCCAUCAAAGGAUCCACACAGGGGAGAAGCCAUAUAAAUGUUCAGAAUGUGGAAAGUGCUUCAGAGUCAGCAGCUGCCUAGUUUUACAUAAAAGGAUCCACACUGGGGAGAAGCCAUACAAAUGUUCAGAAUGUGGAAAGGCUUUCACAAGCAACUCAGGCCUUGUUUCCCAUCAGAGAAUCCACACAGGAGAGAAACCAUAUACAUGCAGGUUUUGUGGAAAGAGCGUCAGAGUCAACUCAGCCCUAGUUUUACAUCAAAGAAUCCACACUGGGGAGAAACCCUAUAAAUGUUCUGAGUGUGGAAAGAGCUUCAGACAGAGCUCCGCCCUGGCUUACCAUCAAACUAUCCACACAGGGGAGCGCCCAUUUAAAUGCUCUGAAUGUGGAAAGGGCUUCAGAUCCAGCACACGCCUUAUUUCUCAUCGAAGCAUCCACACAGAUGGGAAACCAUUUAAAUGCUCAGAAUGUGGAAUGGCAUUCAUGCACAGCUCAGACCUUGCUUCCCAUCAAAGAAUCCAUACUGGAGAGAAACCAUAUAAAUGCUCAGAAUGUGGAAAGAGCUUUAGGACAAGUUCAGCCCUUUCUUGCCAUCAAAGAAUCCACAGAGGUGAGAAACCAUAUAAAUGCACAGAAUGUGGAAUGUCUUUCACGCACAAUUCAGCCCUUGCUUCCCAUCGAAGAAUCCAUACUGGAGAAAAACCAUAUAAAUGCUCAGAAUGUGAAAGAAGCUUUAGGACAACUUCAGAUUUUAAUAACCACCAAAGAAUUCACACAGGAGAGAAACCAUAUAAAUGCUCAGAAUGUGGAAAGAGCUUUAGGACAAGUUCAGAACUUAAUACCCAUCAAAGAAUUCACACAGGAGGGAAACCAUUUAAAUGCUUUGAAUGUGGAAAGAGCUUCACAGUCAGCUGGUCACUAGUUUCCCAUCUUACUAUCCACAAAAGCGAAUGUGUAUGAUAAGAUCAAAAAAGAUAUUGCAGACCUGGAGCAGACCUGAAGCAUGAAUUCACAGCAGGACUGAUAGAGGUCCAAAAGGCAACUCAAAGAAAUGCCAAGGAGACUGAAAAAGUUAAAAAAACAAUACAAUGAUUGUACAUCUAGAAGCUGGGUUUCAACAAUUGGAAUUAUCAAAUCAAAAGACUGAAACUCUAGAAGUUCCAACCCGAAAAUCUAACUUACAUUUUGGGUCCAUUCCAGAUGAUUUGGGGGGAAUAAAAAUGGAAGAGGUA
This is a messenger RNA of Eublepharis macularius, 3875 nucleotides long. RefSeq names its product zinc finger protein 501-like. Gene Ontology annotation, molecular function: RNA polymerase II cis-regulatory region sequence-specific DNA binding; DNA-binding transcription factor activity, RNA polymerase II-specific. NCBI's taxonomy places the organism in Eukaryota, Metazoa, Chordata, Lepidosauria, Squamata, Eublepharidae. Gene Ontology annotation, cellular component: nucleus. Bases 94 to 3603 code for a protein of 1169 amino acids. Gene Ontology annotation, biological process: central nervous system development; regulation of transcription by RNA polymerase II. The record is from RefSeq and is a predicted model, not a curated record. The transcript has 7 exons.